Molecule: messenger RNA, 959 nt
Organism: Zingiber officinale
Lineage: Eukaryota; Viridiplantae; Streptophyta; Magnoliopsida; Zingiberales; Zingiberaceae
Product: transcription factor RAX2-like
Exons: 3
Coding region: 77-784 (235 amino acids)
Source: RefSeq, a predicted model, not a curated record
UAACCGACGCGGAGAGAAGCUUCCUUCUUCAUCUGCUCUACUUUUCCUCUUCGUCAAUCUCUUUCUCCCUCGUUCGAUGGGAAGAUCUCCGUGCUGUGACAAGGCUAACGUCAAGCGGGGUCCGUGGUCUCCGGAGGAGGACGCCGCCCUUAAGAGUUACAUCGAGAAGAACGGCGCCGGAGGCAACUGGAUCACUUUGCCCCCAAAAGCAGGUCUCAAGCGAUGCGGCAAGAGCUGCCGGCUGAGAUGGCUCAACUACCUCCGCCCCGACAUCAAGCACGGCGGAUUCACGGAGGAGGAGGACAACGUCAUUUUCGCUCUCUACGAUCGAAUCGGAAGCAGGUGGUCUGCGAUUGCUUCCCACUUGGUGGGGCGAACGGACAACGAUGUGAAGAACCACUGGAACACCAAGCUCAAGAAGAAGCUGCUCAUGGCGAAGAACAACUCUAGCACUCUCUGUGCUCGAUCACCUGCCUCAUCCACUCCCAUCCUCGCUUCGCCCAUCAAAAACGAAGCUUUCGGCGCGGCGGACUUCAGCUUCGCCAACACUAUGCCUCUUCCACCCAGCCGCCCGUUUCCAUUCCCUGAGUUGAGCUUCGUCGAGCAGGUGCUGUCCCCGUCGGAGGAAGCCUCGGCGGCUUCGUCGUCCGAUGAGCUUCUCCUCUCGGCGCUCGGGUUAGGAGACGCCGGCGACUUUUUCCUCGGCGGCUAUGCCUAUGGUUACCAGGAAAGCGUUCCGAUUCCAGGGCCAGGAGCACUGCACCAGGGCCUCACUUACUCGUAAUUAACAAAGCCAUGAGAGCGAACACGACAGAACCCACUGACAAUAGAGUAGAAAACUAGCAGUUGCUGUGAUUACUAGUGCUGUGAUUACUAGUGUCUUUAAUUGCUGUUCUAAUCCCCCUGUUCUCCAUCACCAGUUACUCCAAACUUGAAUCAAAAAUCUGUGUUUUGUGCAA